AUGUUUGAUCUUCAACGGGCUCAAUCUUCAUUAUUGAGAAACUUUUGUGAUGGUGUAUUUUCAAAUGAUCCAGAUCCGACAGUAGGCGUUGAUUUCAAUGUCAGAAUCAUUGAAGUGAAGCCGGGUGUGUUUGUAAAACUACAAUUAUGGGAUACUGCAGGUCAAGAACGGUUUCGUUCGAUCACACGUGCUUAUUAUCGUAAUUCUGUUGGAGUUUUGUUGAUAUAUGAUACAACGAACUAUACUUCUUUUACUCAUGUAACAAAUUGGCUGAAUGAAGCGAGACAACAAAUUCAACCUUAUCAAGCUGUAUUUUUAUUAGUUGGCACAAAAAUUGAUCGUGAAAGCGAACGACAAGUUACCACUGAAGAAGCAAAAGCAUUCGCCGAUUUUCAUGACAUUUCAUUUAUCGAAACAUCGGCUAAAUCUAGUCUAUAUGUACACGAGUGUUUCGUUUUAAUAGCUAAAGAAAUAUAUGAUAUGCUUAUUGACGGUCGAAUAAAUGUUCAAACGGGAUGGGAUGGUGUAAAGUCAGGUCCAAAGCCAACAGGUUAUAAGGUUGUUGGUGGUUCACGUUUGAGUGUAAAUGAGUUACGAACAAUAUUUGAAGGUUUAAUUGAGAAUAAUCUGAUAAAUUAUGAUUACAUUCUCACCGGUUACAUGAGUUCCGGCGAAUUAAUGCAUACGAUUGCUGAUUACAUCCGAAUUAUAAAGCAAAAAUAUCCUAACGUCAAACAACUAAUUAAUUCUGAAAUCGAUUUUAUGAAUGAGAAUAGUUUGAUUGAAUCGAUGAAACGUUUACAUAAAAUUGGACCAUCUCAAAUUGUUAUAUCAAAGAAUAAUUAUUCAAUGUUUCGUAUUGAAUUUCCAAAAAUAGGAUUUUAUUUUACUGGUGUCGGAGAUGCAUUUUCUGCAUUACUAUUAGCGUGGAUUCAUAAACAAAAUGAGCUCACCGUUGCAUGUGAGAAGACUGUAUCGAUUAUUCAUAAAAUUUUAUUGAGAACUUUACGUUAG
Didymodactylos carnosus is the source of this 1014-nucleotide messenger RNA. Lineage: Eukaryota; Metazoa; Rotifera; Eurotatoria; Philodinida; Philodinidae. The record is from the annotation of a GenBank genome assembly.